Messenger RNA from Chrysemys picta bellii (western painted turtle), 1795 nucleotides. Lineage: Eukaryota; Metazoa; Chordata; Testudines; Emydidae. The record is from RefSeq and is a predicted model, not a curated record.
GUCUCUGGUACGUCGAGACAUCAUGAUCAAGGCUUCGAUUAGCUCUGGGAAGGUGACUCUCUUCCACCAGGAUCCAUGGAGUGGAGUCACCUAUCGGAUCCCCGCACUGCUGUAUAUCCCCACAGACACGCUCCUGGCGUUCGCGGAGAAACGCUCCUCUCCCAAGGACGUGGAUGCUGAGUACCUAGUACUGAGACGAGGUCGGAAGACAGGGACUUCGGUUGAGUGGGGGCCCAGGGAGUGCUUGAUGAACGCAGUGUUACCGGGUCACCGCACAAUGAACCCCUGCCCGGUGUACGAGCGGAAGAGUCAGACUGUUUUCCUGUUCUUCAUCUGCGUGAGGAACCAUGUCACAGAGCAAUGCCAGAUCUUGACCGGGCAGAACGCCGCCCGGCUGUGCUACGUCCGAAGCAAAGAUGCCGGCCAGACCUGGAGCUCGUUAACGGACUUGACGGAGCAGGUGAUUGGGGAAGACUUGAAGGACUGGGCCACAUUUGCGGUGGGGCCGGGGCACGGGGUGCAGCUCAGCUCCGGGCGGCUGGUGAUCCCGGCUUAUACCUACCACAUUACCGCUCGCUGCUGCCGCCUGCCACUGCCCUGCUGGACCCUGCCCCGGUCCUUGGUCUUUUAUAGUGACGACGGCGGGCAGCGCUGGCACAAGGGUGAGCUGAUUAAGGGCAUGAAGACGGGGGAGUGCCAGGUGGCCGAGGUGGUGUGCCAGGCCUGCGACCCCGUGUUGUACUGCAAUGCCCGCACCCCCUGCCGGUGCCGGGCAGCGGCGCUCAGCACAGACCAGGGGCUGACAUUCAAAUGCCACUCCUCAUGCAAGCAGCUGUGCGAGCACAGCUGUCAGGGCAGCGUGGUGAGCUUCACGCCGACAGCAGGGCUUCUGGGGGCGGAUGGCGCAGAAGUGCCAGACGCCCCAGCCCCCGAGACGACCUGCCUGUUGAACAGUGGGAAUGCCCCCUCCACCAUCCGCAGAAGCACCGUGUCAUGGCUGCUUUACUCCCACCCGACAGGUAAAUGCAAGCAGGUCGACCUGGGCAUCCACCUCAACCAGUCCCCGUUGAACGAGGCCAAGUGGGAACACCCCUGGCUCCUGUACAAAGGGCCGUGUGGUUACUCGGACCUGGCCGUGUGCCAGGAGGUGCCAGCGCCGCUCUUGUUUGGCUGCCUGUUUGAGUGCGGGGUGAAUCACGCGUGUGAGGAGAUCGCCUUCCAGCUCUUCUGCUUUGAGGAUCCUCAGAGCUAAAAUCCGACUAGCAUGUCCUCCGGGGGAGUAAGCACCCACCCCCCCCGCAUCGGAGAUUCUCACCCCCAUGAGGCCUGGGCUUCCAAAAGCAGCCUCUUCUUUUGGGUGUCUCUUCUUUGGGGUCCGGGAUUUCCUACAGCCUGGUUUGCAGAAGACUUCCUAGGGCAGGGGUAGGCAAACUACGGCCCGUGGGCUGGAUUCGGCCCGCAAGCCGUUAAGACAGGCCACAAAGUCCCACUUGGGAACGGGGUCUGGGGAUUGCUCCAGUUCGGUGGUCCAACCGGGGCGCCGGGUCGGGGGCCGCACCACGCGGGAGCCGUAGCAUGGCCCCGCUCCAGGGUACAUGGUCGGGGACCGCACCACAUAGCUCCCAGAAGCAGCCGCAUGGUCCCACUCUGAGGGUUGGGGGUCCCUCCAUGCGUAGAAGCUGGAGAAGGGACAUGCCACUGCUUCUGGGAGCUGCUUGAGGUAAGCGCUGCUCGGAGCCUGCACCCCUGAACCCCUCCCCAUGCCCAACCCCCUGCGCCAGCCCUGAUCCCCUUC